CAUCAAACAACACAGCUCAGCCCAUCAUAUCUGUGAUUUAAGGUCACAGAAUAUAUUCUAAACUCAAAUGAAGGAUAUACAAACAUGUGGCACAACCUAGGAAACCUCAGUCUUGGCAACCUAAAUGAAAUAACAGAACAGCUUGCAGUCUUUCUGGGCACUAUGUCACCAUUCAUGAAUGAGUCCGCCCAGACGGUCACAGAAUCUGUAGGUGUUCUGGUCCAGAUCCUUUCCGGGAGUGCUGACCAGCUGACCUUUGACAAGUUGGAGGACAUGUUGGCUGCUCUGUUUUCAACCUUCGAAGCUACUCCUAUGUGGGAUUCAUUGCCGACUGUCGUGUCCACAAUUCAACAAGCCAUUGUCAUCAGUACUCACAACAUGCAGGCACAAACAGAUCUCCUCUAUGUCCUCCAGCAGCCAUUGUCCAACCUUUUGUCUGGCAUUUUUCAUGUUAUGAACACAAGCAGUUUCACUUCUCAUUCCUUUGUUGGUGGAUUGCCACAGGCCCUUGUGUCAACUGCAGAAGCUGCUCUGCAGGCUGGUUUGGGGGGUCAGAGCCUGAACUGCAGCUACUUGCAGCAAAUAUGGCAGGAUGUCAGAGCUGGUUCUGGAAGUGAAGACACUGUUGCUUUGUGGUGUAACAUCAGCCUGCUGCCAGUCAUAGCAGCCUUUGAUAAACCAGCUCCAGCCUUUAAUAUGACGGGAAUGGCAAUGAACCCUCUAUGGAAAAAUGCCACUGCAGGAAUGAUGGCAGAGUCACUGGAGACAUUCUAUGGGGCAAUCCUGAACAGUACCUUUGCUAGCAAUCACCUUACAGAAGUCCUGUUGCAUUAUACAUCAAUGCUAUCCAACCUCUCAGUGCUAGAAUUAACAAACCAGGCUGACUGGAAUGUCCAGCUCUUCCAGAUGCAGCUCUACCAAAGCCUCUCCUCAGUACAAAUGGCUCUGGAUCAAAUUACGAGAGAAGCUCCCUGGAUGACGCCAUACAUUGAGGCAGCUGGAAAAACUAUAGAGGUCAUCCUCCAGAAUGGCAUUCUCCUCCAGAACUCAACUGCAAGCCCUCAGAUCAUCAUGCAGGCUCUGGAGAUCACGCUCACUGGAAUGAAUUUUACAAAGGAAACCAUUAAUUAUAUUCUGAGUGGAGACAUAUUUAUGAACCCAAAUAGAAGCACAGUUGACAGCUUAAUAAAAGAGGUUAUCCAGCAAAUCAUUGGUACAGGAUUACUGAGAGACUGGCCUACCCUUUAUGGAAUAAUGCAGCAAGUUCUGUAUUUGGAAGAUACAAGUGGCACCCUAUGGAAAACUGUUGAAUUUUUCAACUGGCUGUACACUACUCAAGACACUGGGCUAAAUUUUGUUUUGGAGAUCCUGCGCAAGUUAUACGAGAUAGUAAGAGAUGCCCUAACCAAGAUGCCACUACCGUGCUUCUCAGAAACCUUUAUAGACCUUUUUGGGAAUGUUUUGUACAUGCUGAAACAGAUCAAACUAACCAGUGACCUCUUCGACCCUGUGGAACAAUAUCUAAGCCCACUUAAAAUGCAAAUUGCUCAGGGACAGGACCUGCAAGGUCUUGUGUCCUACACAAGAAAUGCCAGAAGAAUUGCUAGCGAAGUACAGAGAGAGCCAGUGGAUGACUUCCUUGAUCUUCUUGACAUUGACUACCAAGCCUUGCUUGAAGUUCUUUCCAUUCCACCUACCUCGACUGAAAUUAUGGAGACUAUCCAUGUUUUCUUUGCAAAUCCAGAUUUGGGUGUCAUCCUGAAGGGUUAUCUGAAAGAAAUGACUGGAGGCACAAGUCAGGAGGAAACCAUUGACACAGCUCUGAAUGUGCUGUCGUUCUUGACACUCCCUAGCAAUGGGCAGCAGUUUUUGGAGAUGUUCAUGGACAUUGGUAGUGAAGGGUGGAGAGUGGAGGACCUUGAUAAAGUAGAGAAACUUGCAGAGAGCCUAGGAAGAACAAUAGACAUGGCCAUGGUGCUAUCCGACCAGCCACCUCUGAACAUUCUUCAAAGAAUUGAGCACAUGGCCCAACAACUUCAAGCUUCGGUGUCAAAUAUCAUCUCACAGGAUGGAAAUAACACCAACACUGCGAUCCAAUUCCUCACGGCGCUCAACAGCAUCCUUACCGAGAAUUUUGAAGAAAGCGAGGACAUCAGCCCUCAGGUCACUGGCAUUCUCCAAAACAUAAUUGGAUCAUUUUCCAGUCCAGGGUCGCAGAUGAGCAUAGCAUCCUAUUUGGCAGCUGUUGAUCAAACUGCAGAAGCCUUCACCUCACUUUUCUCUGGAGAGGUAGCUGUGUAUUUCAACAUAUCUGGACAAAUGAUGCAAGCCUUUGCAUUGCUCGAGGCAUAUCCCGGAGACAUAGAAAAGGUCAUGAUGUCCACCAGCAAGAUUUCUAACUCCCUAAACCAUGUUCUUGCCCUCUCAAAUAUUACAUCUCUUCCAAAUGGACAAUAUGUUCAAGAGGUCACCCAUCCCCUCCUCCUUAGCAGUGCUAUGGCCACCCACAUCAUAUUCAACCUCUCCAUGUCAAACUAUAGCCUGAGCAGCAAUGCUGAGAGGGAGAUGCUUUUGACCCAGACGUUCAAUCAGAUGGUUGUUGUUCUCCCCAAGGAAACGCACAUGUACCUCUUUGCUAUCAAAUCGGCUCUAUUCACAGCCCUCUCGAAAGUAUCCAGCACUGCAGAAAUCACAUCCCACUUCCCAGAAAUCUCCCAGCUGGUUACACAGUCUCUUCUUAACUCGCUAAACAUUACUCAUGAUCCGACAUCCACGCAUAUGACUCCAGAUGGCCUUGUUUACAUCUUGAUGACCGUGUCUAAUCAAGUGUCCAUGAGUCUCUACCAAGGCCUUAUGUUAUCCGGUUCCCCUAUCCAAAUCUCACAAGCAGUGAACUCUUUAAGUGAGGUUGCAUCUUCCAUAUACUCGAUAAUGCCUGUUGAGGGACGGCCAUACAUCAAUAUCACACUCAACUUAAUGGAGACAAUAUAUUUUGUUCUAAAUGACACCAGCACCUUUGGGGAUGCCAGUGGGGCUGUAUCUAAGGUUGCAAGUUCUGUCAACAACCUUCUGGCCAUGGUGCACCACAUGAACACAAACUCCUCCAACAGCAUUAUAGGUGACCUAGAGCAGACCCUUAAGACAAUCCUAAUGAUCAUCCGAGCAGACCAAAACCCUCUCACCCAAGCAGCUGAUAUUAGCCAGCAGCUACUGCACACCAUCCAAAAUCUCAUCUCGCUGGGCAAUAGCAGCAGUGUGGAGUCUGAACUCCCCAAAAUAGUGCUGGGGGCCUCUAGCAUGAAUAUCAGCCAUCUGCUGGAGAUGAAUGACACUAACUGGACCGACAAGCUGCCUGUGCUGUUGACAAACCUCGCUAAUAGCCUUCCAGAAGACCUGCAGUAUUCUUCUCUUAUUAAGACCAUCAUGAGAAGUCUGGCCAACGAAUCCCAAGAAAAUCUGCAUCUUCUACUGCAAGUGCUAAACACCGCCUUUGAAUUAGUCUCAGCCAACUGGGCGAAUGAGAGUUCGGGCAUAAUACUGGACCACUUGUUAACUAAGGUGUGCGCUCUGGAAAACAUGGCCUCUGUGCAGUUGAUCACCAGUUUUCUUCCUCUGGGCCCCAGACUGCUAUGCGACACUGUUGUUCCCACAAUCCAGGCUUUCCAUGUGCUCACAAACAACCUGGUGAACCAAAGCACCGACAUCUAUGAUCUGAUUUUCCAGACUUUUGUUGGAGACCCUAGCACCUACAACACUGAAGUGGACUGGACAUCAACUCUCUCUGAAAUUGUGGGCUUCGACGUCUCAACUCUGAAAACUCUUAAUAUCAAUAUUACAUCUCCGGCUGAAGUGAAAGUUUCUGAGCUGCUGAAAAAUGCCACACUGUUCAUUCAGGAUGUUGAGCGGUAUACCAGCUUUCCCCCUCGCAUUCUUCAUGCUCUAUUAGAUUACUCUCUACCCAGAAACAACAUGCAGAUCUUGGCAUGGUUGGCAAACCUGCACCAGUGCUCAGACCCCUCGUCUUUGCAACUGGACCCUACAGGGCAGGAGAUCUUCAGCACCUUCUGUGAACUGUCACAUGAAUGGUACAGCAUCACGGUUAUCUUUCUUCGUCAUGUGGACAUGAAGGCGGCUUUAUUCAGGCUGGUGUUGUCCAAAGAAAUUCAGGAUUUGGUGGGAAUCAUGCUAGAGAUGGUGAAGUUUUUGACGGACAUAAUGCACAAACUGGUACCUGCCAUUAACAAACUGCAGGAAUACCUGACAAACAUAGGAGAACUAAACCUGGUGGCCAACCAAGAGUUCCACGGUCUGGUGAGGGGAAAGCGGUCUACCAUGUCUAGCAGGGCCACCUUUAGUACCAUCGCUCGUGCCUUGUGCAAAAACGGCAUCCUGACACUGUUCGCCAUUGCAAAAGUUCCUAUCGUAACCGAGACUGAUCCUUCUGUCCAGACGGACCACAAGAGAGAAGAGCUGAUUAAAAAGUUCAAAAUCCCACACGAUGCUAGUCCCUUCUGUAUGAACCUCUACUUGGAUAUGGUGAACACUACAGGCGGUGCGGUUGCCUGGGCAUUCCUCAAACCCAUGCUGUUAGGACAGGUCCUGUACUCACCAGACACACCAGUGACGAGAGAGAUCAUGAGAAAGUCAAAUUCUACACUGCACCAGUUUGGUGAUCUAAAGCUUUAUGCAUCAGAGUGGAUAGAAUCAUCGUCAUAUGUGCUGCAGUCUGCCGACAUCCUGACAAAAACCUUGCCGAUACUUCAGAAUUCUCUGCGCAAUCCCUUUGUCCAAAACUUCAUUCAGACUCAGACCGGCAUUGAUGUUGCACAAAUGAGCUCAACUCUCAGCCAAUUCUCAAACAUGACAGUCCUUUUAGAGAAAAACAAGUUUAUCAUGGAGCAGAUCACCACCCUCUCCAUGCUGAUGAUGAACCUUUCCUCCUGUGUCAACUUUGACCGCUACAGAGCCUUCAACUCCACUGAUGAACUCGACGAGCAGGCAGAGAGACUGGCUCAAAACCGCGAGCUCUACGCCAGCAUUAUUUUCAAACUUCCUGAGGAGACCUCCAGCAGCCUGCCCCUGAACAUCGACUACACCAUUCGAAUGAACAUCGAGAAUGUAAUGCGCACCGACCGUGCAAGGAAUCCCUUCUGGGUGAAAGAUGCCUUCAUGUCGUCAACGAAGACCCAGAGGUACAACCGAGGCUUCGUGUAUCUGCAGGAGAGCAUUGACAGAGCCAUCAUCGAAAUGCAGACGGGUAAAGCCAUGGAUGGGCCCGCGGUCCAGAUGCAGGCGUUCCCUUAUCCCUGCUACUACAAGGACGAGUAUCUCAACAGCCUCGCUUUUGCCUUCCCAAUGGCACUCAUGACUUGCUGGGUGCUGUUUGUUGCCCACUUUGUGAAGAAACUCGUCCACGAGAGAGAACUGCGACUUCAUGAGUACAUGAAAAUGAUGGGGGUCAAUCCCAUCAGCCACUUCUUUGCCUGGUUAAUUGAAAGUGCUGUGUUCUUGCUGGUGACCGUCAUCAUCCUCACCAUCAUUUUGAAAGCUGGCGGCAUCCUUCCUCACAGCGAUGGCUUCGUUCUCUUCCUCUACCUUAGCGACUAUGGCUUCAGUGUCCUUGCAAUCAGCUUCCUGGUCAGCUCCUUCUUCGAUAAGACCAACAUCGCUGGGCUGAGCGGCAGCCUUAUCUAUGUCAUCUGUUUCUUCCCCUUCAUCGUGCUGAUCCACUUGGAGGACAAUCUUUCCUUCAGUGUGAAGAGCGCUCUGAGUCUCUUUUCUCCGACAUGCUUCAGUUAUGCCAGCCAGUAUAUUUCCCGCUAUGAAAAACAGGAAGAAGGUAUCCAGUGGAGCAACAUGUAUAUCUCUCCUCUGGCUGGUGACACUUCCUCCUUCGGUUGGCUCUGCUGGCUGCUCCUCAUUGACUCAGUAGUAUAUUUUAUCAUUGGGAUUUACAUCCGCAUGGUCUUCCCAGGAAAGUAUGGCAUUGGUCUUCCGUGGUACUUUCCAGUGACUCGGUCCUUCUGGACAGAUAUGUUCAGCUGCUGUAGCAGAACACCAAAGAAAAUAGGCAGAGGGUUGCUCUUUACCAACAUGAUGCAGGAGCAAAACAUCACUGACAAGAGCAAAGGUAAAAGUAGCUUGGCGGAGAAUGGAGAAGACGACUUCUCAGGAUUGCCUGUUGGAGUCUCACUGUAUGGCCUGACAAAGACCUACGACAACCGGCAUGCUGUAGACAACCUGAACCUUUCUUUCUAUGAGGGACAUGUCACCUCUCUGCUGGGUCACAAUGGAGCUGGAAAAACCACCACUAUGUCACUUCUGACAGGGUUGUUUGCACCAACCAGUGGCACCAUUGAGGUGUAUGGGAUGGAUAUGCAGACAUCCAUAGAUGAUGUGCGUAAGGAGAUGGGUGUGUGCAUGCAGUAUGAUGUCCUGUUCGAUCACCUUACCACAAAGGAACACCUGCUGCUCUAUGCUCAGAUCAAAGCUCCCCACUUGACCAAACAGGAAGUGAACGAACAAGUACGAAGAAUCCUAAUGGAAACAGACAUGCAUUCUCACCGCCACAAGCGUGUCGGCACCCUGUCAGGAGGUAUGAAGAGGAAGCUAUCCAUCUCCAUUGCCUUCAUUGGAGGCUCGCGGCUGGUGGUGCUAGAUGAGCCGACCACCGGGGUGGAUCCCUGUUCCAGACGCAGCAUCUGGGACAUUGUCCUUCAGCACAAGAAAGAGCGUACCAUCAUUCUUUCCACCCAUCACCUGGAUGAGGCUGAAGUUCUCAGUGACCGUAUUGCCUUCCUGGAGCGCGGAGGCCUCAAGUGCUGUGGUUCGCCCUUCUACCUCAAAGACAAGCUGGCUCAGGGCUACAACCUCACCCUCACAAAGAAGGUUCAGACUCCUGAUUCAAACCAAAAGUUGAACAUUGAAGAACUCAGGGAUUUCAUUCAAUCCUACCUGCCUGAUGCUCAGCAGAAGGAGGGAGAGGUGGGUGAUUUGGUCUACGCCCUCCCACCGUACACCCCCCAGAAUGCAGCUGCGUACCAUUCUCUGCUCACCGGUCUGGACCAGAACCUGGACGAGCUUCAGCUGGGCUGCUAUGGCAUUUCUGACACCACCCUGGAAGAGGUGUUCUUGCAGUUGACUCGAGACAACAUGGAGCCUACAGAAAGUGAAACCUGGUCUGUAUCGGAGUCUGUGACUGCGAAUGACAUAUUUGCAUCAAGAGACAGCAUUCCUGACGAUCUCAACAGCACGUACUUCGGAGAGAAAGCCAGCCUCACUGGGACCUCAACCGUGCGUGGGCUUGCUUUGACUGCACAGCAGGUGAGGGCUAUGUUGCUGAAACGCGUGCAUCAUUCCAGGAGGGACUGGAAGGGGCUGUUCUCCCAGGUGGUGUUGCCUGUACUCUUUGUAAUUGCUGCCAUGGGCCUGGGCUCCAUCAAGAGCGAUCUUCAGCACUUUCCUAAGAUUGUGCUCUCUCCUGCACUGUACCACAUUGAUGAACAGUAUACCUUCUUCAGUAAUCAGAAUCCUGCUGCUGAUGGUCUUGUAGAUUCCAUGAUGUCCUAUCCAGGUGUUGACCAUGUCUGCAUGAGAGACCCCACAGAUUCGGUUUGCAAAGAGAGACAUACUAUAGGAAGUGAGACCUGGAUCUCCAGAGGCAACAGCUCUUCUACAUUUACCACCUGCAAGUGUAGCAACCAAGUGCAGUCAUGUCCUGCAUCAGAUUACGAACCACCUCACAAAAGAAAUCCAUCAUCCCAGAUUGUCUACAACCUGACAGGCAUCAACAUAGAGGACUACCUGCUGGCCACUGCCAAUGACUUCAUCAGAAACAGAUAUGGAGGCUGGGACUUUGGAAAGUCUCUUCCCAUUGAUCUUAAGAUGGACAUGUUAGAUGUGCCAGCGAACAGAACACUUAGUAAGGUUUGGUAUAAUCCAGAAGGUCACCACACCAUGCCUGCCUACCUCAACAGCCUUAACAACUUUAUCCUGAGAUCCAGUCUGCCACCAGAGAAACGACAACAAUAUACCAUCUCCAUAUCCAGCCACCCUUACCCUGGCCAAGUGCAAGAUGAGGAUGUCAUGGUGGGUGGUUUGGUCAGCAUCCUGGUUGCGAUCUGUGUCCUCACUGGAUACUCUAUCAUGACUGCCAGCUUUGUCAUCUAUGAGGUUCACGAACAUCACACAGGCUCCAAGAGACUCCAGCAGAUCUCUGGCAUCAGCGAACCUUUCUACUGGAUCAUCAACUUCUUCUAUGAUAUGACUCUUUACUUGAUUCCCGUGGUCCUCUCGGUGGCGAUGAUAGCAGCGUUCCAGCUCCCAGCGUUCACAGAAAAGCAGAACCUCGGCGCGGUCACACUUCUGCUGGUGCUAUUUGGCUUCUCCACCUUCCCUUGGAUGUACCUUCUGUCUGCGGUAUUUAAGGAUACAGAGAUGGCCUUCAUCGGUUAUGUUUGCAUCAAUCUCUUCAUCAGUGUCAACACCAUCAUCUCCACAUCCAUUCUUUACUUCCUGGGUCAGCUCAACCAGAAUGACCCGAGCAUCCAGAAUGUGUACCAUACCAUGAGCAACAUAUUCCUAGUCUUCCCUCAGUUCAGCUUUGGCAAUGGGUUGAUGGAGUUGGCACGGGUUGACAUGCAGGUGCAGAUCUUGAGCGCUUUUGGAGUGGACGCCUACAAGAACCCCUUCAGCUUGGAUGUUCUGGGCUGGAUGUACAUCUCCAUGUUCCUGCAGGGUUUCAUCUGCUUCACGCUUCGCCUGCUACUUAACAAGACACUCCUGCGCAAAGUCAGAUGCUGGAAGAAGAACGUUGUUCAGAGCUAUAGCCCCAAUGAAGAUGAAGAUGUGGUGGCUGAACGUUUGCGUGUGGACCGGGGGGAUGCUAGUGCUGAUAUUCUGCAGGUUAAACAUCUGACUAAGGUGUACCAAAACCUGAACAAGAGGGUACAGGCGGUGAAGAGGCUGUCUGUGGGCAUCCCAGCUGGCGAGUGCUUUGGAUUGCUGGGAGUAAAUGGUGCAGGAAAGACGACUACCUUCAAGAUGCUGACAGGAGACAUUAGCCCCACCGAUGGAUCGGCCAGGAUCCGUGACAUUGACGGGAGAAUGGUUGACAUCAUAGACAGCAUGAGAGAGGGCAUAAACAUUGGUUACUGCCCUCAGGUGGACGCACUGGAUGACCUCCUGACUGGAGAAGAGCAUCUCUAUUUUUACGCCCGCAUCAAGGGCAUCUCCAAGAGGGAGACUGACCGGGUUGUGAACUAUCUGUUGAAAAAGUUGGAGCUGAAUUACCACAGACACAACACAAGUGAGAGCUAUAGUUGUGGAACACGCCGGAAGCUGUCGACAGCCUUGGCCCUGAUCGGAAACCCUCAGAUCCUUCUCCUGGAUGAACCCAGCUCUGGAAUGGACCCACGUUCCAAACGUCAUCUUUGGAAGAUCAUCUCGGAGCAAGUGAUGGGCAAAUGUGCUGUGGUCCUGACAUCACACAGCAUGGAGGAGUGUGAGGCCCUUUGCACCCGUCUGGCUAUAAUGGUAAAAGGACAGUUCAGAUGUCUCGGCUCCCUACAGCACAUCAAGAACAGGUUUGGCAAAGGAUUCACAGUAAAGAUGUACUUAGCUGGAGCCUCCUGUGAUGUAGAUAUGAUCAGUAACUUCAUGCAGCAGAAUUUCCCCAGCACGUUCCUGAAGGAUCAUCACUCAAAUAUGGUGGAGUACCACGUGCCUGUUGCUCCCGGGGGUGUGGCUUCAAUCUUUGGUCUGUUAGAGUCCAACAAGAAUGUACUGCAAAUCAAACACUUCUCAGUCAGCCAGACCACUCUGGAUGAGGUUUUCAUUAACUUUGCCAUGGGGAAGACAGACACAGACGAACAGGAAGUCACUGAAGGAACGGACAUUGACAGUCUAGACUCGUACAAUGCUUUGGACCGAUGAAAUACUUGCACAUUAUACCAAUCAAUGAACCUCAAAAAAAGAUAUUAAUUUAAUAUAUAAGAAAUCUUUUAUAGGCUAUAUCAUAUUUUAGUGUUGUGAUUUUAAUGAAAGACAAAAAGUAUCUAUUUUGCAUUGAAUAAUGAAGUGGCCAAAUAUGUUAUGGAUAAUUAUUGAGGAUCUAUAUGAAAAUGAUGUAUUAAUUUACUCUUUCUGGUCUUCCACACUUGGGUUCAAAUAUUGAUCAACAUUCUAUGACCUUUUUAUUGAAUUUGGCUGCUAUUUGUAUCACUUUAAAAGGUCUGAUAUGCAGAAAGUCUGCAUUAGUUUACAUGGUUUGAUGCAAUUCAUUAGUCUUUCAUUUGUCAUCAAACAAGUCCACUCAAAGACUCAAAGUAAUUUAUUUAUUUUAUUAGCUCUACAGGAUAUAUAUAUUCUGAUGCAGCUCUUUUCUGGGGUUGAUAUAAAUCACAAAGACCUUUUUGGCUUCAAGGUAUAAAUGAUUCUUCAAUGUCUGCACAUCUUCACUCUCAUUAAUAUUUUCUCUGAAGGCACAUCUCUUGUGCAAGAAUGUACUAAAUAUUUCAUUGGCCUUUUCCUCUGUCUGCCUCAAGGCACAGUUCCUCUUUUAAAAAUGUACCAAGCUUAUUUUUACAUUAAAGCUAUUUUUCACAUGCA
This is a messenger RNA of Cyprinus carpio (common carp), 10608 nucleotides long. Its product is annotated as glucosylceramide transporter ABCA12-like. The coding region runs from base 85 to 9933 and encodes 3282 amino acids. Gene Ontology annotation, biological process: transmembrane transport; lipid transport. Gene Ontology annotation, molecular function: ATP hydrolysis activity; ATP binding; ABC-type transporter activity. The record is from RefSeq and is a predicted model, not a curated record. Gene Ontology annotation, cellular component: membrane; intracellular membrane-bounded organelle. The transcript is spliced from 52 exons. NCBI's taxonomy places the organism in Eukaryota, Metazoa, Chordata, Actinopteri, Cypriniformes, Cyprinidae.